Messenger RNA from Orussus abietinus, 1563 nucleotides. RefSeq names its product tetratricopeptide repeat protein 5. Lineage: Eukaryota; Metazoa; Arthropoda; Insecta; Hymenoptera; Orussidae. Bases 171 to 1529 code for a protein of 452 amino acids. The transcript has 8 exons. The record is from RefSeq and is a predicted model, not a curated record. Gene Ontology annotation, molecular function: protein binding.
UAGUUGACAGUUACUUAACCUAUAACUGGAAACUUCCUAACUUCAUUGAUCUCGUACUUGAAAGCACUAAAAUAAUAUUAUUUAAGAUAGCAUAAAUCUAUAAAUUAUGUCGUUUCAGAAUAUAAUAUAAAGUAUAUCGUCAUGAUAAUUUAGAUGAAGGAAUUUCGAAAAUGUCGGCAAUAAUCGACGACAAAGUAGUUGCAGGAGCUCAGAAUCCGAACAUUGUGAAAGAGGAUCCUAUGGUGGCCUUAACGGAGAGUGUUAAGAGUCUAUAUUUCUUUCGUGAUCAUUAUUUUGAAAACCACUCGAUUGAUAAUGCACUCCAAAAGAGCAGUGACGUCGAAAAGGAGAUGAGGAACACGUUAAUAAAGUUUGACGAGUGCAAAGGAUAUGAAAUUGAUGGUGCGAGGGCAAGAUAUUAUUAUUUGAAAGGGAAAGUCCUGAAUGUUGUGGACAGGUUUGUACCGCAAGCCGAGGAACUUCUUAGCAAAGCGGUAAAAUUAGAACCAAGACUAGUGGAAGCUUGGAAUGAACUUGGGGAGUGCUACUGGAAGAACGAUGACAUUCAACAAGCGAAAAAUUGUUUCAUUGGUGCCUUACCUCAUCAGAAAAGAAACAAGGUGUCGCUUCGCAAUCUUUCUAUGGUACUUAGGCAAGAACAAACUAAAACACACGAAGAACAAGUAAGGAACAUAGAACAAGGUGUGGAGUAUGCCAAGGAAGCAGUGACUUACGAUAUAUCGGAUGGCACUUCUUGGGCCAUUCUAGGAAACGCUUAUUUAUCAUCCUUCUUCACAAUCAUGCAGAAUCCUGCCACAUUAAGGCUGUGCAUGUCUGCGUAUGCUCAGGCAGAAAAGGACAUUGUCGCGAGAAGUAACCCUGGCUUAUUUUACAAUAAGGCAGUGGCGUUGAAGUAUCAGGAAGAGUACAAGCUAGCUCUGGAGUCAUUCGAGCAGGCAAUGUCACUAGACCCAACAUGGGAAGUACCGCAGAAUAAGCGAGAUGAACUUCUGACGUAUCUUAAAGACGUACAAAAUUCGGUAGAUAGUAAGGGAAGACUUAAACCGAAGAAACUACAUCAGAUAAUCCAGUCACUGGAUGCAAAACACCUGGGCCCAUAUAAAGGAGGCUCUUACACAUAUGCUGAUAAGACUGUCAAAUUAGAUUUAGUUCCAUUGAAGGAAUUGAAAAACGGAAUCAAUUUAGAAAAACUUGUUUUCGGCAAAGUGGUGUGCUGGAUACAAGACUCGGACUGUGUGCCCUUUGCAUUUUGUAUGAUUGAUAAAGAUUUGACAUGCGUAGCUGUCACAGUCUACAAUCUGGCAAAAGGUAAAGGGGUUACGAUAGCUGAUUCCGUAGCCAUCCCAGAACCCUUUAUCACUAAUCAGAUGUUUUCCCAUUCUGCCAACGAAUUUAAUUUCAAGUCCAUUCGCGUCGAAACGCCGGUAGUAUUGGUCGUGAAUGGAAGGAAAUUGGGCCGCGAUCAGCAAGCCAGCGCCAAACUGUCCAGCUUUAAAAAAUCCGAUUGACACUAUAAUCACAAGAAGUAACAAAUUUAAUUAC